CUUGACGUCGUGGCUGUCGGUAGCGUCGGUCGGUCGUCGUCGUCGUCGUCGCUUGGUUCAGGCUUUUCACCCCUUUUUGCCCACAUAAGAAGCAUAUUUUUUUGUGUAUAUGUGCAUAUUUACGUACACGGUGGCCCACAUUACUGAAGCUUUGACAAGACCAGCUGAUUUCCGGUUUUUUUUGCUGAUUUGUGUUAGAUUUAAAGCUGCAAGUGUUGUAACAAGUGCAGAUUAUCGCAAUCACAACGAUUGUACUUCUUAAUUGGCUGCACAGUAUCAUACACUGGUACUAAGCGAGAAAAGGGAAAUGCCUUUCUCCAGCAGCAUCAUCCAUUGACAUCAUCCUCAUCAUCAGCCAAGUGCAUCGACGAGAAAGUACAAAAGUAAAGCCAAAAGCCGAUAGUUGCAGUUUGUUCUACUUUUCGCCGAAAGGUUCUGAAACACACGAUCGGAGUUCAAUUAGAUUGGCGGUCGAGGUGUUUUGCUAUUGCUGUUGCUGCUAUACUAUACUUCAAGUGAGCUUGUGAAACUCAGCUUAGACAGACGGGUACCUUACCUGAUUCCCCGCCAUGCACGAUGGCAUCACGGCACGGCACGGUGCCUCGGUGGUCAGCGCCGAUAACGCCACUUCAAACGGGGCCGUUAUCACCAACGGAGGCAUCAGUCGUACCAUUCAGUUCUUCCCCCAUCAGCAGCACGGUAGCAGUGGCAGCAGUUCGCCUUCUCCGCCGUGCUCCACAAACUCAUCCCCGGCCAAGCGGUGCCCUUCUAAGCCGGCUUCCCCGUCACACCACGCGCCCUGUAACGGCGAGUUCAAACUUUGCAGCUACGACGACAAGGAAGACUGCGCCGGCUCGGCCACGACGACCAGCAGCGGAACGUCCCCGGCGGAGGUGUUUGGAGUGUUGGGAUUCUGGCUGAAGCUGCGGCACGACCUCAAGUCCCUGCCCUGGGAGCAGCUGAAGGCGGUCAAGAUGAAGAACGCGCGCGCCGCACCCGGAUGUGCCUACAUUCCGACCGAGGUCGAACACAUCGCCAACGUGCUCACGCACGGCUUCUGGGUGCUUCCAUCGGCGUACGGCGGAGUUAAUCUUUUCUUGCGCAGUUACACCUCGGCUCAACUGCUGGCGGCAAUCAUCUACGGCGUCGCCCUCUCGAUGCUGUUCUUCGUGUCAACGUUCUUCCACUGUGUGUUCUACUGCAACCGGAAUCGCCCGCUGAAGGACGUUCUCCACCGGUGCGAUCGGGCCAUGAUUUACAUCUUUAUCGCUGGCAGUUACUAUCCGUGGCUGAGUUUGGGCCACACGACCCACCCGCAGAUUGUGUCCGUCAUCAAGUGGUGCGUCUGGGUGCUGGCCAUCAUGGGCAUCAUUUACCAGCAGAUGUUUCACGAGCGGUUCAAAAGUCUGGAGACGUUCUUCUAUCUGGUCAUCGGGCUCGGCCCGUCGCUGGUCAUAAUCUUCUGGGGUCACGAGUUCACCGGGAUGGCCGAGCUGAAGAUUGGGGGCUUGCUGUACAUCGUCGGGAUUGUGUUUUUCAAGUGUGACGGAGUGUUUCCGUUUGCGCAUGCAAUCUGGCAUUUAUUCGUGGUUUUUGCGGCUGCCGUGCACUAUUUUGCCAUCCUUAACCAUCUGUACCCGGUGGAGUCGACGGCCACCUAGGAAGAUGCAGCGACGAAAGCACUGGUGGGCAAUGUAAACUAGUGAAAACAGUGAUAUUACAAGUAGCAACUAUAAUAUGGAAUGCUAGGUACCGUGAAGGCAGUUGAUUUGUGUAGAUUAUUUUGUCAAAGUUCCGUUCUCUGUUUCAAGAGAAUAUGUUGUUAGAACUCAGCAUAGACCCCAGGUAUACAGCUCAGACUCAUUCACCGUUAGGUUUUCGUUUGCAUGCUAGGUUUCGUUACCGAAUAGUUGUCGAUCCAAUUAUUAGUUAAGUAGCCACCAACAGCUCGAAUUUAUUUUGAAUAGUGACAAGAGUUUAGUUUUAAAGGUUUAUUUGUGAUAUUGCUUAUUAAUUUGGAACGGAUGUAUUUUAAGUUUAAUGUAGGUUCAAAACUAAACUAGGAAUUGAGACAUUCAUUGAACAAUCAUCUUAAUACUCAUUUUGUAGCAUACUACGCACAUUCAAAAUACAGUUAAAACAUAUACAAGCACCGAUAUAGUUCCCAUCUAUUGAUACUUGCAUAAUAAAAGUUAACAUACUCAUUUACUCAAAACAGAAACAAAACUGUGCAACUAAACCACCUAGAAACUUUUAUCUGAAAGAUUCAAAAUCAUGUUAGUAUCUGUCGAUUACGGAAAAAAGUAUAACAAAUAAAUAAUUAUAUUUGAUAAUUGUCAAAAUCAGCGGGUUACAGUUAGAACUAAACUUAACUAGCAGAAGAUGCACCUAUUCAUGAGUUUCAAUGUGUGGAUUUUAUAAUGUAUAUGAUUUUGAUUUCAGCAAUAAGAUUAAUAUUCUUUUUUUGUUUGAAUUAUAACUUUUUUGGUGUUCUGAUUUUUAGGAAAUGUCACAUUGUUGACGAAAAUUGUUUCAAAGUUGGUGUCAGACUAUUAAUUUGUUUUAUUUACGAGGAAAUAAAUUAAAAUACACUUAUUUCAAGUAUCCUUUCAUUAUCAGUCUAGACUGGAUUACUAGAAGAAAUGAUGUUUUUUUUCACUGUAUUUUUUUGGGUCUUCUUUAAAUGUUCCAAAGUUUCAAGAUUGCUCGAUGGACUGUUCAAAUUUCAUAUUUAUUAGUUAAUAAAACAGGAAAUCAGUCACUCAAAAUUGACUUAUUUUGGUUCUCUGAACUCGAUUUAAAAAAUUAGGAAAAAAAUUGCCGGAGACCCGAGUUAUAAUUAAAAACUAACUUAAUCCACUUAUUUCGUUGGUACCUUCCUCACUCUUAACGAACGAUGGGCGAUAUGACGGAUUUGGACACAAA
Culex quinquefasciatus (southern house mosquito) is the source of this 2925-nucleotide messenger RNA. RefSeq names its product monocyte to macrophage differentiation factor. Lineage: Eukaryota; Metazoa; Arthropoda; Insecta; Diptera; Culicidae. Bases 570 to 1661 code for a protein of 363 amino acids. The transcript has 4 exons. Gene Ontology annotation, molecular function: pore-forming activity. Gene Ontology annotation, cellular component: membrane. The record is from RefSeq and is a predicted model, not a curated record.